AUGGGCGGAGGCGGUCACUAUCCGUACAACAAGCACAUCUGGUCGCCGACAGGUGGAUUCUGGUCGCGCCCACAAAACUGGAAAGCCAAUACAGCCGUUGUUGCGACAGGUAUCGUGGCAGCGACAGCCUUUGUCUGGUCUGUCAGUGCAGAAAUCGAAACGCGCGAUAAGCAACCGACUCGUUGGAUCCCAUCCAUGCUCGUACGAACGAUGAGCCAUGUCACCUAA
Molecule: messenger RNA, 228 nt
Organism: Protomyces lactucae-debilis
Lineage: Eukaryota; Fungi; Ascomycota; Taphrinomycetes; Taphrinales; Protomycetaceae
Exons: 2
Coding region: 1-228 (75 amino acids)
Source: RefSeq, a predicted model, not a curated record